This is a messenger RNA of Symbiodinium necroappetens, 1280 nucleotides long. The record is from the annotation of a GenBank genome assembly. Lineage: Eukaryota; Dinophyceae; Suessiales; Symbiodiniaceae.
GUCACGUGGUGAAGCGGCGCAUCUCAAACGCAUCGUCGCAACCACAGGUCCGGCCCGCAGCCUCUUCGGACUCUCGGGGGCUGCCAGUGCUCCUGAGCAAGAAGUCAUCCCUCAGCGAGAGCUCAGCCGGCGGCAGCACAAGGCUUAAGAACCCGCUUGGCAACGACAAGCCCGAGAAGCACGUUCGCGUCGGGAGCGACCUGAAGCAUGAAGCUCUGGAGACAGCGAGCUCCAACCACACCCCGCUCUGCCUGGAGUCCAACUCCAGCAUCGGCGCAAGCCCCAUGGAAGGAAGGGAUUCGGAGAACAGCCGCUCAAAAGCAGUGCGACUCAGUUCUGGCAGCCUCCGGGCGUUUGCAGACGAGAUGUCCGAGCUGCGUCGCAUCCUUCUGGCCCAGCCGAAGGCAGAGGGCCUGGGAAACGUGCCCAAGCGAGCUACAGAGUUGUUGGAGGACCUGCAAAUGAGCAUGAUGGAGACCAUCCGCAAUGAGUUCAAGGGCUUGAAGGAGGCGCAGGAGGAGAAGCAGAGCCCAGAGAACGCCUCGCUGUCCUCGCUUGCCGUCGGCAUCACCUCGCAGAUUCACAACCUGAGGGAUGACCUGCUGUCCAUCCUGCACAGCAACGGGUCUCAGGGCAGCGUCUGCAGCUCCACUCGGAAUUCCUGCAGCCCGCCUCCACGCAUCGUCGCCAUGCCACGAGAGGAGUCUCCCCCGGCUGCACGAGUGGUGGGGCAAGCGGCUACGGCUCCUGUAUCCGGCUUCUCUACCGAACCAGUCGUCCGCCCUGCCACAGCCUCGCCCACCCCGGACGGGCGGCUGUCCCCAGCACCCCCUCUCUCCCAGAAUUCCCUCCCGAACUCUUUGCCCUGCUCCGUUCCGGGCUCCGUGAUGCCAUCAUCUCCCCACCUUCGCAUGUCCAAGCCCCUGCAACAGCGGCUGGUGGUCACCGCCUCUACUGGCCAGCUGCCUGCUGCCGGCCGCUCGCCCUCGCCUCCCUCCAUGUACCGCCGCUACGUGGUCCCUUCCUACCAGAAGCCCCCUGGUAGGGCGCAGCAAGCCACAAGACCCACGGCUCGGUCGAUGUCCCCUCUCCCACGGACGGGCUACCUGCCCAUGGCUCCACGAGGUCGCCACACAGGAUGGAUGCCUUCGAUGCCGGUGGCGCCCGUGUCGGUGCGAUGGUCACCGAGCCCCCGGCAGCGUACGAACAUAUCGCACAAGCCUCAGUCCAUCCAUUCGGGCAUACUACGGUUGAUGAUAAGAAUCCUGCAUGACCCAUAA